Molecule: messenger RNA, 2897 nt
Organism: Cotesia glomerata
Lineage: Eukaryota; Metazoa; Arthropoda; Insecta; Hymenoptera; Braconidae
Product: dipeptidyl peptidase 9
Exons: 6
Coding region: 140-2653 (837 amino acids)
Biological process (GO): proteolysis
Molecular function (GO): serine-type peptidase activity; dipeptidyl-peptidase activity
Source: RefSeq, a predicted model, not a curated record
GAAAAGGGGUCAACGGAGAAGACCCACCAAGUAGUCUCACCGCCAUCCGGUUAAGUUAUUUUUAACUCACAACAUUUCGUCAGAUCAGCUGAUAGCAAAGAUUUAAAUAAAUUAUAUUUAUUCCUGUUAAUGAUCAACAAUGGAGUCUUGCAAAGAAGGAAAAGAUUUUGAGUAUGAACCAAGUCCGAAAAAUAAAAAAAGUUGGUCUGAACUUCGGGGUGUUGUUAGUGAAUUUAGGAGAAAAUUGUCGGGAGUUUCUGAUGGCUCGGUUCCUGAUCAUAUUACUUUUAGAUCGCUACCAGAUGGAAGGACGAGAAUAUAUUUUUUGGGCACUCCGAGUAAUGGUUGGGAAACUACGCUUUUGUUUGUUGACAUUGGUCAGUACGAGCAGUGUAAUGGAUGUAAAUUACACUGGCAACCUGUCAUUGAAGCCAAUUUCCAGAGCGUUUCAAGUGCCAACAGACUAUCAAAAGAAGAGCAGUUACUCUGGGAAAGGAAAAGACUGACCACCUGGGGAAUAACCUCUUACGAAAUCCACCUCGAAACCGGCAAGCUAGUAUUCCCCGCCGCAAGUAGCCUGUACCAAUGCAUAGACACCGGUUUCCUCCCGGGUCCCUUAUUCCCAUCCGAACUUCGAAUUCUCGCGCCUGGAGCAAAAUUAUGCCCUCAAAUCUGUCCUUGGAACAGCGCUCUCGUCGCCCAUACCUGUUCAGGCGACCUUUACCUCUCCCACUCAAUAACCGGGUGUUCAGUGCGCCUAACUUACGCGCGCAAGGGCGGAAAGAACCUAACCGAAGAUCCUCUAACCGCCGGGACUCCUUCCUACGUAAUGCAGGAAGAAUUCACGCGUUACACCGGGUACUGGUGGCAGCCCAAAUCCUCCGACGGAAUUUACCGAAUAGUCUACGAGGAAGUCGACGAGAGCGACGUUAAAAUCUUCUGCUUUCCUUCCUCAACCCUAAACUCGGGAGAAGUCGACGAGUUCCGGUUUCCUCGGGCAGGAACUUCAAAUUCUAAGAGUAAUUUAAAGAUGCUGCAAUUUCGGUUGACUGAAACCCAACAAAUAGUGGAAAUUGAGACCCUAGAAUUGCAGUACCCGUUGCACAUAAUGUUCCCGUGGAUGGAAUAUUUAGUCCGAGUUGGCUGGACUCCAGAUGGCAGCAACGUCUGGGUCCAAUUGCUGGACCGAAAGCAGCAGAGGAUUGAAUUAGUCCUCUUAUCUGUUGAUAACUUUUGCGAGCCUCCGCCUAACGUUUACAACUCGGAGAACCACUUCACGCCCUCUUCAGCAAGCGUCCAGGUUAUUUACUCCGAAGAGAGCUCAAUUUGGAUCAACGUCAACGACCUGCUCUACUUCCUCCCCUCAGAUGACCCCACAGAGGUCAAAUUCAUCUGGGGAAGCGAAGAGUCCAAGUACAUGCACUUGUAUUUAAUAACUUCUAGCAUUGCUGGACUCAGCAAUGGAAUUGAAGAGCCUCUUGACCGUCUGGACAGUGUUUACUUCCAGCCCAGGGUCAUUUCCAAGGUCGCCAUCACCCAGGGCGACUGGCCGGUCCUGGGGAAGAAGAUCUGGGUGGAUACUAGCAAUUCCAUUGUAUACUUUGUGGGCCUCAAAGAAGGACCCUUGGAGCAACAUGCCUAUGCGGUGUCCCUCAGGAGGCCUUUGGAGGUUAGGUUGCUCACCAGACCUGGGCACAGUUACAACAGCAUCUGCUUUAAUAAGGAGUGCACCAUGAUGGUCGCUGUUUAUAGCUCUAUUAAGACGCUACCGACGUGUCAGGUGUUUAGAAUAUCCCAGAGUGAUUGGACUGUCGAGAGCAUCAGUCUCACGCCUGUUGGGUAUUUGUUAGAGCCUACUAAUUCGGAGAUUGAUCUACUCGCGCCGGUUAUUCAUGCGCAUAAAAUUAAUUCUGGGGAUACCAUUUAUUCUAUGGUUUUUAAGCCGCAUAAUUAUAGGCCCAGGGUCAAGUAUCCCGUUAUUUUGCAGGUUUAUGGAGGUCCGGAGGUUCAAUUGGUUUCUAAUACUUUUAAGGGAAUGCGACAUUUGAGAAUGCACAUGCUAGCGUCUCAAGGAUACUGCGUUGUUUUAAUAGACAACCGUGGUUCCCACUACCGCGGUCUGAUGUUCGAGAGUCAUUUAAAACGGCGAAUGGGAACUGUUGAGCUAAGUGAUCAGGUUGAGGUGCUAAAUUUGUUGGCCGAUAAAUUGGGAUACUUGGAUUUGAACCGGGUUGCGCUUCACGGAUGGUCUUACGGUGGUUAUUUGAGUUUGAUGGGAUUGAUUCAGUACCCGGAAGUAUUUAAGGUGGCUAUUGCCGGAGCACCAGUAACUUGCUGGAACCUCUACGACACAGGAUACACUGAGCGGUACAUGGACCACCCGGACAGCAAUUACCACGGUUACAUAAACAGCUCCGUUUUGACCUACGUAAAUAAAUUCCCCGACGAAGAAAAUCGCUUGUUAAUAAUUCACGGAUUAAUUGAUGAAAACGUUCACUUUUUUCACACAAGCGAAUUAAUUAAUGCGCUUAUCAAAACCGGUAAGCCUUAUCAAUUGCAAAUUUACCCGACAGAGAGGCACAGUCUUAGGAGUUUAGAUGCAACGAGGCAUUACGAGACAACACUGCUGUCUUUUUUACAAAAUAAUCUUUAAAUUUAAGAUUUAAAAUAUUUUUAAAAAACCGCCAGCUUAAUUGAAAAAAAAAAAAUUUUUUUUAAAUUGUACAUAAAAGAUAAAUUUUCCACUUUUUUUUUUUGAUCUUCAUACCACGGAAAGAACAAGAUGACACUGGAUAACAUCCUAGAUUAUAUUCAGAGACAUUUAUGGUGAAAAAAAAAUUUCAAAUAGUAGCUGGUAUAAUCCAGAUUACACUGAGUGACAUAAUCAAAAAAUUACC